Bactrocera dorsalis (oriental fruit fly) is the source of this 2847-nucleotide messenger RNA. RefSeq lists its product as uncharacterized. NCBI's taxonomy places the organism in Eukaryota, Metazoa, Arthropoda, Insecta, Diptera, Tephritidae. The coding region runs from base 189 to 1568 and encodes 459 amino acids. The record is from RefSeq and is a predicted model, not a curated record. The transcript is spliced from 2 exons.
AAGAUGGCGUAAGCAGCGAAAGAUUGCAAAAUUUGCUCCAGAGCAAUUUAAACGCCUCCGAAGAAAUCGGACUUCAAAUUAAAACCAUUAUAUGCGAUCAGGGUCCCCAAAAUGCCAAAUUGAGGCAACUGUUGGGAGCAUCGCCGGAAAAACCUUAUUUUUUCCACAAGCAAAAGAAAAUUUAUUUUAUGUUCGACUAUUGCCAUUUAAUAAAAUGCAUGCGCAAUAUGAUCUUAAAGUAUGAUGUUGAAACACAAGAUGGGCUGACAACUUUUAAAGUUGUCCGCAAAAUAUAUGCCAUAGACCAGGCGAACGUUAAUUUUAAAAUGUGCCCAAAAUUAACCUAUUCGCAUGUGUACCCCACAAAUUUAGAAAAGAUGUCGGUGUCUAGAGCGACACAAAUUUUCAGCAACUCGGUCGCCGCGGCAAUUGAUAUGUCAAUAAAAGAAAAUUUGUUGGGCUCCGAUGAGCACUUAAAAAAAUGCGCUAAACCAACCCAACUGCUGGUGAAGAGAAUGAAUGAUCUUUUCGACGAAUUGGAUUGCAAGACGCUUUGCAAUCCAAAUCCUCUAAGACGACCAAUACAAAGAGGUUGUAUUGAGAAAAUUAAUAGAUUAAAAGAUCACAUCGAAUAUAUAAAAAAUAUAAAAACGCCCAACAGCCAAAUAUUGUGCCUAGAUUCGUUUGUUUUAACAAUAAAUGCAAUGAUUGCAUUGAGCGGCGAUAUAUUCGAAGAAUAUUCGAAUAUAUCAUUUAUACUCUUAGGGAGGAUGAACCAAGAUGCCUUGGAAAACUUUUUUUAUAAAAUAAGAGCAAAUUUAGGAUGUAAUAAUCAUCCGUCAGCACACGAGAUCCAAUAUAUUGUAGCAAGGCUAGUGUCCAUGCAUAUAUUGCGACGCAACUUCUCGCAAUCAGGCAGCAAUUGCGAAGAAGACGACGAUAUAAACCUUGACUGGAAUAUUGGCCAGGAAGACGACCUGAAAGAAAAUUUGAAACCGUCUGAGCAACUUGCCUUGGAACAAAUAAAUGUUCCAGAUGAGCAAUUUGAUCAGAAUGAAAAACCAGCCGAGAUACAGGUUCGUCGCUAUUAUACUGGAUAUGCGAUAUACCAGAAGGUUUUAUGUAGAUUGAAGUGCGACAAAUGUGCCAUUUUAAUGCGGAAUACGGAAAGCUCUUUGGAAGACUCAUCGGAAGCCCUUAUAAGGUCGAAAAAUUAUAAAAGCGCGAAUGACCUAAGGCUGGUUAAUCCCAAUGAUAGAGUCUUCGACAUAAGCCGCCUACAAAUGAGCUGCUAUAAAGAGCUCUUUAUAGCAAAUUCUUGCAGAGUGGGUUUAAAAUCUAUGAUUUUAGCCCAGAUUACUGCAAUUACGAAUCAGAAAUACCCAGAGUGGUACAGCGAGGCUGGAGAUUGCCUCGAACAUAGGCAUAAAUUUUUAGACUUCUUGAUAACAGUUUUACUGUUCAAAAACGCGAAAUGGCUGGCACACCAACAGGAACAGAUUCAUAAAAAUGAAGUGAGGGCGAGGUAUUUUAAUAAACAGCAAAAAUUAAAGAAAUUGGUAACGUAGAUUGUAGGCCACAUUCAAUUUUUCUAGCGAUUUCCGUGUUAUAAAAGAUUCUUCCUAAACUAAUAUUGUUCUUUUUUUUUCUUUCAGGGUAGAAUUAAGUUGUAAAUAGUUCGUAGUAGUAGUUUUAGUAUUAGUUAUUGCUAGUUAGUUUUAGUAUUUAUUAAUGUAGUUAGUAGUAUGUACACGUGAGCCAAGCUUUGAAAAAAGCUGGUGAAAAAGACCUAAUCUUUAUUGAUUAGGUUGUGUGAGAAUUUGUGGUUGUAGGUAGACAAAUUCUGAAAAUCGUGUUUUACUAAAAAUAUAUUUUCUUAAUAAUUUUUUAUAUGUAUAUUUCUAAUAAAAUGAAUUUUCUUUUUAUUUUUCUUUGCAGUUUGAAUAAAUUUAAGUAAUUUUCAAUAAAUUUUUUAAUAAAUUUAAACAAAUUUAAGUAAAUUUACAUGUAUUUUCAUUUAAAUUUAAUUAUCAAUAAAUUUUUUAAAAAAUAUUUGCCAUAGUUGUCCAUUUUAUUUUCUCACACAUUUCAGGCGAUUUUUGUAUGGAAAUUUGACCGGCGUAGAAGCAAAAUGCUAAGCAACCAUACAUAUAUUAUUUCGUUUGCACAUUUGUCUGUAUGUUUGCGAAAGCAAAUGCUCUACAAAAUUUGCUCAUAUUUUCAUCACUUACCAACAUACUUCUUGCAAGUGCGUGCAUUGACCUACAUACAUAUGCGUACACAUACAUAUGAAUAUGUCACCACAAAAAAUUGAUCUUCACAAGUCAAUAUGGCAGCCAAAUUGGCGAAGAACAAAUGUAGUAAUUCUUACAACAAAAACAAUUUUCAUUCAUAAACGCAGGCGCAAAUUGCCCAAGCGAUCUCGCUUCAUUCAUAAAAACAGAUGCCGAACAUCUCCCCGAGCAUGCCUUUGCCAACAAGUGUCUUUUCGGCAAAAGCUAAAAAUCAUAAUUUGCACCACUUUCUGGUGCUUCUCGCAAAAAUCUGCGUCGAUAUGUAUUCACGAUCAUACGUACAUACAUAUUUACGCACGUUUGUUGGCGAAGCUGUCACAGCGGCAAGGAAAGCGGUGACAAUCGGCGGCCAUUACUUUAUUUUUUAUUUUUUGCCCUGGUUGCCCAUGACAACAUAGAUGCCAAAAAAAUGUGUUCGUAAACAAAGAAGACAAAUGUGAGAAAGAAAUAAUAUAUGUACAUAUGUAUAUAUAUGCCAUAGAAAUUCUACUGGUGCAAAUAUUGAAAUGAUAACGAAAUAAUGCGAAUAUGCAUAUUUCAUGAAGAUCAUCAA